AUGGCCUGGACAGUUUCACACAUUCUCUUCACCAUUCUUUGGCUCUCCCUUCUCUUUUUAUUGCUUCAUCAAUUCCAGAACUUCAAGUUCAAGACCACCAGCAAACAAACCAGCUCCAUAACCUUUUCCUCGCUUUCUCAUAACCCUUUGAUCAAUACUAGAAAAGUUGUUGCUAGCAAAUUUGUCUUCACUCCAUUUCAAAAGCAUCAUCAACAAGAGCAGGAUGAGCACUCUCCAGACAUGAAAAAACAGUCCGAGCCAGCUGAUAACGAGAUUGAUCCGCGUUAUGGUGUCCAAAAGCGCCUUGUACCCACCGGCUCAAACCCAUUGCAUCAUUGA
Molecule: messenger RNA, 339 nt
Organism: Durio zibethinus
Lineage: Eukaryota; Viridiplantae; Streptophyta; Magnoliopsida; Malvales; Malvaceae
Source: RefSeq, a predicted model, not a curated record